AGAGGUCAUAGUUGGCCUUCAAGAUGGCGGCUCUCUGUGUGCUGGCGUCCGGCUGUGGGCGGCUGUUCCGAGGGCUCCUGGCAAGCCCGGCCGCGACCAGCUGGGCUCGGCCUCCACAUCGCGGGUUCAGAGAAGUGGUGGAGAUCCAAGAAGGGAAGACAACUAUAAUUGAAGGCCGUAUCACAGACACUCCCCAGGAAAGUCCAAAUCCCCCUAACCCCUCUGGCCAGUGCCCCAUCUGCCGGUGGAACCUGAAGCACAAGUAUGGCUAUGAGGAUGUUCUGCUGCUCAGUCAGUUUAUCCGGCCUCAUGGAGGCAUGCUGCCCCGAAGGAUCACAGGCCUGUGCCAGGAAGAGCACCGCAAGAUUGAGGAGUGUGUGAAGAUGGCCCACCGAGCAGGUCUGUUACCAAAUCAUAGGCCUCCACUUCCUGAAGGAUUUGUUCCCAAAAGCAAGCCUCAACUCAACCGUUCCUCCCCCUUUCAGCCUGUCUAGCUGCCACUGCAACUGCUCUCUGUACAGGACCAAAGAUGGCUGCAACAAAGCAAGACUUAUCCCACCCCCUAGCAAACCUAGUGUGCAUCCCCAACAGAACCCAGGCAUGAGGGUAGGAGUCCAGGCAGAUACCAGCCACAGAUUGCUGGGCUAGGGGUGCAGGGCGAGAGUUGCGUUUUCAUUGAUGCCUCGCCCCACCCUGGCCCAUGCCUGGCUCCACCUGCCCUUCCCACAUUGCUCCCUGGGCCAUCUGCCAGCAGCCCUGGGGGAUCAAGAUCUAGUAACCUCUUCCUGUCUUUCCCAAAUGUGCUUUGGACCAUUUGGGGGUUGAACCUACCCCCACCCCCUGACUUGUUAAGAGACAGCAGCAGGCCUAAGGACACAAUCCAUCCUGCCCUCAGGCCUUUGAAGUGAGGCCAGGCUCCCUCCCAUAUAUCCGGUGUCCUUUAACGUGACACAGGAUUGAUGAUGUGUGGGGGCUCUUGGGUUGCAAAAGGCCACUCGGGGUGGGGGAGGGGGAGUCCUUGCUACGAUGGGAGUUUGAUUCCCUUGCAAGGGACUUUAUGAUUCUAUCCAGAGGCCCUUGGGCUUUGGGCCCCAGGGGAGCCCCACUUCCUCCUUCCCCUGCCCCUUCAGGAGAGGUAGGAAGGAGCCUUGGUUCUUCCUAGAGCUGGAAUCUUCCCAAAAAGCUGACUGGAGGCCACCCAGGCACCCCUCCCCACCAGCUGGCUGUUUCAUGUGGCACAGGCAUCAGGCCCAGGGCUAGCUGAAGCCCAGCUUCCUCAGGUCUCUCCAGGGCAGAGGGGAAGAACAGUUUUAGGGCAGCAGCUCUGGAGAACCUGGUCAGCCUGGUGGAUCUUCUGGGGUCCUGAAAUUCCAAUAAGCACUCCUUUUGGGGAACCAGCUUCCACACCCUAUCUCUUUACCCACUCCCUCUGGAGACUGGAAGAUGUAAGCCCAGGGGCCUUCCAGGUGUUCUUUCCCUUACCCUUUACUCCCCUGCUGUCCCAGCACCACCCGCCAUAGAAAAAGCAGUCCCUGGGGCCAGUCCACUCCUCAGAAGUCUCCCUGUUGGGAACAUUGACAUUGACAGGAGACUCAGAGAAGUCCUCCCCUGCCUGCCCACCUCACACUUAGCAUGCAGGCCAGCACCUCCCCUUUCUACUCCCCUCAGAGCUGUUUCCUUUGCACAGGGCUGAGAGCAGAAAGGUCAUGGUCCAGGGAACUCAGUUGAAAUGUUUAAGUCAGCAGUCACUUUUUCACUUUUAUCUAAAAAUUUUCAUCCAAGGGUGUGAUUAUUAUUAUUAUUAUUAUUAUUAUUAUUAUUAUUAAAAAUCUCAUUUGAGAGUUUUUAGAGGUGGCUGGGUUGAGUCGCCACCUAGAGUGGAGGCUGGGAAAGAUCCUGGCCUUUGCCAUAGCUCAGCUUUUAGGAUGAAGGGUGGGCCUCUCUGGACAGAAUCCAGGUUUCAUUCUGAAUGGAGUAAACCCCAAUCCCAGCCGGCAUGAGCCACUUUUCCGGGAACUAUCUGCGCCUUGGCCAUCCCCAAAGGAGGCCAAAGGACUGCGGGUGGCAGCCAUCUUUCCCCACCCUCUCCUACUUACCCCCCAUGAGCCCUCACCCUUGGCUCCCAUCAUGGGUUGAGUGAGGGGCAGGGGUCCUACACCAGUUAUGGCUGCCCAGGAGAGCUCCCUGAAGGCUGGGGUGAUAAAAUGAGCCAAGUGGGGAAGAGGGAAGGAUUCCUCCAGGCCCUUACAUCAGCCUCUCUCCCCAUGGCUGAGGCCAGAGAGGAAUGAUCUGCUCUCUGAGCAGCCUAUUCCUCUGCCUCCUCCCCCAGCAAAUACACAUAAACAUUGACAACUCAUAAAGAUCAAGGGAGCCUGUGGCCCUGGGCUGCCUGACCCUGGCCACACACGCUUACGGCAACAAGAACCCAGCCCAUCUGUUUACAGCACACUGCGCAGUUGCUCCCAGGAAAAGCCGCUGCUCCUCAAAGAAGGAAAACUAGAGGAAGGGUUUGGUUGGACAACCACAGCUUUGGCCUGAGGAGGCAGUGCCUACUCUCCCAGCUCCAGCAUGGGCCCCCAGCCCUCAGCCACUUUCUGGUCCUCCCUC
Molecule: messenger RNA, 2607 nt
Organism: Miniopterus natalensis
Lineage: Eukaryota; Metazoa; Chordata; Mammalia; Chiroptera; Miniopteridae
Source: RefSeq, a predicted model, not a curated record